Molecule: messenger RNA, 2445 nt
Organism: Coniosporium apollinis CBS 100218
Lineage: Eukaryota; Fungi; Ascomycota; Dothideomycetes
Exons: 1
Coding region: 1-2445 (814 amino acids)
Biological process (GO): carbohydrate metabolic process; N-glycan processing
Molecular function (GO): alpha-glucosidase activity
Source: RefSeq, a predicted model, not a curated record
AUGUCCGACCUCCGCUACAAUUUCCCCAGGAAGCCGCUUGCCAAUCCGGAAGCAAUCGUCAAAGGCUCGACCUACCGGUUCACCGUUCUCACAGAUGGCCUAAUCCGCUAUGAAUGGGCCGAGGACGGCCAGUUCGAAGACCGCGCCUCCACCUUCGCCAUAAACCGGCAACUUCCCGUGCCAGAGUUCAAAGUGUAUGAUUCCGACGACACGCUUGAAAUCGUGACCGGCCGCUUCCACUUGACCUACGACAAGAAGCGCUUCACGCCCAGCGGCCUCCUCGUAGAUGUGCACGGCAAGAUCACGCAGUGGGGCAGCCAGUGGCGGUACGGGCUCCCCGACCGCGCCAACCUGGGCGGGACGGCCAGGACGCUGGAUGAGGCUGAUGGGAGGAUUCCGCUGGAGACAGGGGUGCUGAGUCGGCAUGGUUUUAGCGCGAUCGAUGAUUCGAAAUCUAUGAUGUUUGAGGAGGACGGGUGGGUUGGUAUCAGGAAACCUGGUGAUAGGGUCGAUGGGUAUCUUUUCACGUACGGCACCGACUAUAAAGAGUCGAUGAAGAUUUUCUAUGCGGUCUCGGGAUCACAACCUAUGAUUCCGAGGUGGGCGUUGGGGAAUUGGUGGAGUCGGUAUCACGCUUACAAGGCAGAUGAGUAUGUCGAGCUUAUGGAGAAGUUUAAGAGCUCGGAGAUUCCGUUCUCGGUCGCGGUGCUGGACAUGGACUGGCACUAUGUCCAUGAGGAGAGGGUCACGAGCGCUGGCUGGACAGGCUAUUCGUGGGAUCACCGGCUGUUUCCAGACCCCAAGGGAUUCUGCGAGGAGAUGCACAAGCGGAACUUGAAGGUUACGCUGAACGAUCAUCCUGCGGAUGGUGUGCAUGCGUUUGAGAGAAUCUACGAGGAGAUGGCGAAGGCGUUGGAUCACGACACUUCACACAAGAAACCUAUCCUAUUUGACCCUACAAACAGGAAGUUCUUCGACGCAUUCUUCGACAUCCUGCACCGGGAUCUUGAGAACGAUGGAGUGGAUUUCUGGUGGAUCGACUGGCAGCAGGGCGAAUUCUCGCGGAUACCAGGCCUUGAUCCACUGUGGCUGCUGAACCACUUCCAUUUCUUGGACAACGCGCGUGACGGCAAGCGACCCAUCAUCUUCUCUCGGUAUGGUGGUCCUGGAAGCCACCGAUACCCCGUCGGCUUCUCUGGAGAUUCUGUCAUAAGCUGGAAUUCGCUCGACUUCCAGCCCGAGUUCACAGCAACGGCUUCAAACAUCGGUUACGGCUGGUGGAGCCAUGAUAUCGGCGGGCAUUUCUUCGGAUCCAAGGAUGACGAGCUCCUCACAAGGUGGCUGCAGUUCGGUGUGUUCUCCCCCAUUAUGCGUCUGCACUCGGGUAACAGCGACUGGACGUCCAAGGAGCCGUGGUUGUACCGGAAGGAGUGCGAGGUAAUCAUGUGCGACUUCCUCCGCUUCCGCCACAGGAUGAUUCCCUAUCUGUACUCGAUGAAUGUACGGUCAGCAACCGAGGACGAGCCGAUUAUUCAACCGCUGUAUUGGGAGCAUCCGAAAGUUGGAGAAGCGUAUGAGCACAAAAACCAGUACUUAUUUGGGACCGAGUUGAUGGUCGCUCCGAUCACGUCUCCCAGGAGUCCGGCAACGAUGCUGGCUUCAGUCAGCGCUUGGUUGCCACCAGGACAGCGUUACGUCGACAUCUUCACUGGCACCGUCUACGACGGCAACAGAGAGCUCGUGCUCUACCGUCCGCUGCAUCAAUUCCCGGCCUUGGCACACGAGGGCUCGAUUAUCCCGCUCGAUGCGGCGCUGACGGCUCCCAACGGCGGGCCCAACCCCGAAAGUUUCGAAAUUCUUGUGGUUGUCGGCAAAGACGGCUCGUUCGACAUCGUCGAGGAUAUCGGUGAUGACUCGCUUGAGGCGCACCAGAGCCCAGAUAAGAACAAGCAGCGCCGCACCCCAAUCUCGUACGAGCAGGCCAGCGGGCGGCUUACUAUCGGCCCAGCCCAGUCGGAAGCAGACGCACACGAAACGAAGAGAAGUUGGAAGGUCAAAUUUCUCUCGCACACGCCCGAGAAACCAGAGAGCGUGCACGUGACAUCCUCCGACAAUUCCUCACUCCAGCCGGAACUUGCCACUGAAAGUUUCCCAGCGAGUCCGGGCCUGGUGGUGAAACUGCCACCGGUAUCGUCAGAAAACGAAAUCACGAUUGAUCUAGGCGAGGAUCCCCAGCUGGGUGUUUUGGAUAUCAGAGCUCCGGUCCAUCGCAUGAUCAACGACUAUCAAUGCAACUUCGCGAAGAAGGACCGAAUGUGGGCAGCCAUCAAGGAGGAGGGAUUGCCGCUUGGCUUGAGGGUCAGUCGGCUGAGGGCUGUUGGUAUGGACGAGGAGUUCUUGGGUCCGAUUUGCGAACUACUCUUAGCGGACUCGAGGUUGACAUAG